GUCUCAUUCAGACUGAUAGAUGCAUUCAGACUUCGACAGAGUUGCAGUGAGCACAGCAGUGUCUUCAGUCAAAGAGAACCGACAGGUGACCAGAAAAGACAACUUUGUAAUCGGCACUUGGGAAUAUCUGUGGGAAUUUGGUGUCAGGCUGAAACUUCAAUAAGAAUACAAAUGAUGACACUGUCCUGGAGAACAUAUUUUGUCUUAUUUGGAAUGAUGGUGUGCUCUGAGGCCUUCCUCCCAGAGAACAUCAAGGAGUCUUUUGAACAUCUGAAUAAUCACUAUGUAAGAAAAAAUCCCAACCCUGACAAACUAUAUGACGGACACUCCCUCUUUCUAGACAAGAUGAAGGACAAAGGAUUUGAGGAGGGUGAACAGAAGAUCCUCAUGAUUUUUAUUCUCGAUGUAUACAACAAAAUUUUCAACCAGAUGGAGAAUGAGACUCAGGAUGAAAACUUGAAGCAUGACUUGCAUGAAGUUAAAGAAGAAAUUAACAAACUGAGGAAAGGCUACUUCUCUGACAAACAUGAUAACAUCAAGAAAUAUUUAACUGAGCUGCUAGCUCUUAAGGAAAAUGACCCACGGAUCCAGAGCAAAGCGAUAUUUGAGCUGAAGACUGUCUACAACAAGGCAUCGAUCUUGGGGACCUCCUCAGCAAAUAACCGCCGGAGACGACGUCAUGCUAAACACUCAAAAAGGCAACGUUCUUAGCAGGAAAAUUUAUUUCUUGGAAUGUUACCUACGAGGUGCUUUACGGUGUAGAUGUAUUUAUUCAAAACGAGUAACUCAUUUUAUAUUUUUGUGAUACUGACAUAAUUUAUUAACACUGUAAAAUUUGAAAUAAUUUAUUUUAUGUUUUUUUUUGUUAUUUAUUUUGUGAAAGAAUGAAAAUUUUCACGUAUUUCAAUUGGUUAUGCCUUGUUAAGGCAUAUGUUGUAAGGUCUAUGACUAAAUAAACUGCAAGUAUUUAUUAUAAAAAUGGUUCGAAUUC
Tachysurus fulvidraco (yellow catfish) is the source of this 991-nucleotide messenger RNA. RefSeq names its product interferon gamma 1 (gene ifng1). Gene Ontology annotation, biological process: immune response. Gene Ontology annotation, molecular function: type II interferon receptor binding. Bases 172 to 711 code for a protein of 179 amino acids. NCBI's taxonomy places the organism in Eukaryota, Metazoa, Chordata, Actinopteri, Siluriformes, Bagridae. Gene Ontology annotation, cellular component: extracellular region. The record is from RefSeq and is a predicted model, not a curated record. The transcript is spliced from 4 exons.